Molecule: messenger RNA, 512 nt
Organism: Catharus ustulatus (Swainson's thrush)
Lineage: Eukaryota; Metazoa; Chordata; Aves; Passeriformes; Turdidae
Gene: DDA1
Product: DET1 and DDB1 associated 1
Exons: 5
Coding region: 102-410 (102 amino acids)
Biological process (GO): positive regulation of proteasomal ubiquitin-dependent protein catabolic process
Cellular component (GO): Cul4-RING E3 ubiquitin ligase complex
Source: RefSeq, a predicted model, not a curated record
AAACGCGGCGUUUUGCCGCGCGGACCAAUCGGCGCGCAGCGGGCGGGCGGCCAUGGCAGUGGGCGGGCCGGGGCGGCUCCUCCCGGCUGGCGGCGGCGAAGAUGGCAGAUUUCCUGAAGGGGCUCCCCGUGUACAACAAGAGCAACUUCAGCAGGUUCCAUGCGGAUUCCGUCUGCAAGGCUUCCAACCGCCGGCCCUCGGUGUAUUUGCCCACCAGAGAAUUCCCCUCGGAACAGAUUAUCGUGACAGAAAAGACAAACAUCCUCCUGCGCUACCUCCACCAGCAGUGGGACAAAAAGAAUGCCGCCAAGAAGCGGGACCAGGAGCAGGGCGAGCUGGAGGGCGAGAACUCGGCGCCGCCGCGGAAAAUCGCCCGGACCGGCAGCCAGGACAUGACCGAGGACACUUAAACCCCCAAAACCUGGGAAUUGAGGAAUUCCCAAAGCUCUUCCUGCUCUGUGUCACACCCCCCUGACUCCCAUUCCCAAACAAUUCCCAGGAGUUCUGCCCUA